AUGAUACAUAUCCUAAUCUCAUGCAGUCAUAUAAACCAUGUUCAUACUCUUAGAUUCCGUUUUCCUUUACACGAUUUUCCUCAGGACCACAAGGGUUUUGGUGGCAACAUGAGCUGCGCUGAUUUUUGGGGCCCUUUGUCGAGUUGGGAUGAUGUGGGGCAAAUGGAUAAAAAGUUCGUGUGUGGAUGGGCAGCGAAAGAGGACAGUACUGUUGCAGAGACCGAAGAUGACAUACAGGAGGCAAAAAGAAAAGUUCAUAAAACAAUAACAAGGAUGUCUGAUGGCAAAUUGAGUCGAAAGAUAUUCAUGGUUGUAAUCGGAGCUUCUUUUUGUGUACUUGUAGCAUUUGUCCUACCAAAACAAGAGGCAUCGCGUUGGGUAGUUGACCCUGAGCAUUUAUCCAGAGCAAUGAAGGAUAUAUUUUUUGGUGCCUUCUUCGCCUGCCCAUUGACACAGCAGCUUUCAUUCAAAUCAAUAAAAAAAUUAAUAAAAAGAUUCUGGCUUCAAAUGUCAGAUUUUGCCCCUACCUUGUUGCGUAUCUGGCACUCAUGGUAUUACCUUCAAAGUUGGAAAUUUUUUGGAAAAAGAAAAGAUAGAAAUCCGAGUAAGAAACAAUGCGUAACUUUCAAUGAUGUGGAAGGAGUUGAUGCUGCCAAGGCUGAACUUCUCGAGAUUGUCUCAUGCAUUAAAGGAGAUAGUAAAUAUAUGAAACUUGGGGCAAAAUUACCACGUGGGGUUCUGCUUGCGGGUCCCCCGGGAACCGGAAAAACAUUGUUGGCCCGUGCAGUGGCCGGAGAAGCUGGCGUGGCGUUUUUCUCGAUGUCUGCUAGUGAAUUUGUCGAGAUUUUUGUUGGUAACGGGGCUGCCCGUGUUCGAAAUCUUUUCAGCGAUGCCAGAAAACGUUCACCGUCUAUUAUUUUCAUUGAUGAGAUAGAUGCUGUUGGAGGGCAUCGUGGAAUAUCUUUCAAUAGUGAACGUGAUCAAACUUUAAACCAGCUUUUGACUGAGAUGGAUGGAUUUGAGAAGGGUGCAACUGUGGUGGUUAUAGCGGCUACUAACAGACCAGAGUUGCUGGAUUCUGCCUUGAUUAGACCGGGUCGGUUUUCCAGGAAAGUGGUUGUGGGUAAACCGGAUGAAGAUGGAAGAAGAAAGAUUUUUUCUUUAUAUUUACAAAAGGUGCCCAUGGGCAAGGAGGACAAACAAGUCAUUUGUGACCUUGUUGCUUCACGUACGUCGGGGUUAGUUGGGGCUGAUCUUGAAAAUAUAGCUCAUGAGGCUGUAAUGCUUGCAGGUCGUAGAGGUGGUGAUUUUGUGACCAAGGAGGAUGUUCUUCAAGCUCUUGGGAGGGCCACAACGAAGAUUUGUAAUGACGAUACUACAGUGAAGCUAAGUCACCGUAUUUGUUUGGACAAAUGGCACUAG
This is a messenger RNA of Lactuca saligna, 1422 nucleotides long. The record is from the annotation of a GenBank genome assembly. Lineage: Eukaryota; Viridiplantae; Streptophyta; Magnoliopsida; Asterales; Asteraceae.